Lates calcarifer (barramundi perch) is the source of this 5083-nucleotide messenger RNA. RefSeq names its product par-3 family cell polarity regulator beta a (gene pard3ba). The record is from RefSeq and is a predicted model, not a curated record. The transcript has 24 exons. The coding region runs from base 335 to 4117 and encodes 1260 amino acids. NCBI's taxonomy places the organism in Eukaryota, Metazoa, Chordata, Actinopteri, Centropomidae. Gene Ontology annotation, molecular function: protein binding; phosphatidylinositol binding. Gene Ontology annotation, biological process: microtubule cytoskeleton organization; establishment or maintenance of epithelial cell apical/basal polarity; cell adhesion. Gene Ontology annotation, cellular component: cell cortex; apical junction complex; adherens junction.
GUUUGUUUUGUUUGGGUGGAUCAGCGGACAGCUCAACAUGACACAAAGUCACACUCCGCGGCCGUAAUUACCGCUUUUCCUUCGACUUACCUGCCGGCUCGGCUGAAAAUAAGAUGUUCUCUGAGGUUUUACACUACAGUUUAUCUCGGUAAAGGCAGAGAAGCGACUUCACCGUGAUUUCAUCCUGACCUGAGACACCUGUUGCUCCAGUUUCGACAGUCAGGUGCCACUUUCUUCAACACGGGAGCAACUCCGGGUCGAGAGACAACCGAAACUUGGAUUUAUCUCUUAAUUCUUCGUCCUAAUUUAUCUGAAUUUGUAUCUGGUAUCUAGUAUGAAAGUCACAGUGACUUUCGGGGACACCGCGGUGGUGGUUCCCUGUAAACCUGCCUGGACCGUUCGGGACUUAGUCGACCAAGCCACGCGGAGGUACCGCAGGAUUUUGGAGCAGGAUGGGGAGAGUGCAGUGAAAACCCACCACUUGGAGUACACUGAAGGAGGGAUCCUUGACAUGGACGACCUGCUGAGUGAUCUAGUGGAAGACAGAGACAAGCUGGUUGCUGUGUUCGAUGAAGGCCAGCGCAUGAGGACAGACAGUCCCAGAGAGACGGCGUCCAACGGCUACUCCAGCGCCGCCCCCAGUCCCGAACCACUCCACUACUAUCCCCAUCUGCAGUACCAGGAACCAGGCAGAGGAGAGAUUGAAGUCAACGAGGCUAUCCUCAAAGCCAAUACACCUUUGUUGGUGAGGAGCAGCAGUGACUCAGCCUUAGCCCCGCCCCAUGAGAAGACAGCCACGCCACCUGAUCACGGCAACAGUGGAACUCCUGAACUGGAAAUCAACCAUGUACUGAAAGAAGCUUUGGACCGACUGUGCACAGACGACCCCCCUGCUAAGAUGAACAAGGCUAACUUCAGCACCCUCACGAGGAUGGUGGAGUUUCCGGGCGACCGGGGGCCCCUGGGUAUCCAUGUGAUCCCCUACUGCUCCUCUCUCAGUGGACGGACCCUGGGCCUUCACAUUAAAGGCAUCGAGGAAAACAGCCGCUCCAAGAAGGAGAAUAUCUUCCAAGAGGAUGAGUGCAUCGUCCAAAUCAACGACACACCACUCCAGGACAAGACCUUCGCGCAGUCACAGGAAGUGUUCCGCCAGGCCAUGAGCUCCUCCACAGUCCGCCUGGAGGUCCUCCCCCUUGCCAACAAGCAGCGCUACGAGAAGAGCCUGAUAGGCCAACUUUUCACGGGUGACGGCAAAGACUCCCCCAUUAAAGGGAAGAGCCCAAUGGUAGUCCGCUCCAAAACCAACCCCCAGCCAGAACUCAAACCGAACGCCAAACUGGAAGCGAGGAGACCAGACACACGCGCCAAGACCCCCGAGCCGGGUGCAGUGAACGUGGCACCGCCUGAGCUCCAGCCCAAGCAUGGCUCCUUGGAAAGAGACUCUCCCACACCUUCCUCCCCGACACCUAGGACCCGAAGCCAGAGCCCCCUGGCCAGUAAGAGUCCUGCUGUGCCUGGUCUGGCGAACCUCACCAGCAAGAAGGCCGGCAAGCGGAUAAAGAUUGACCUGAAGAAAGGCACUGAGGGUCUGGGCUUCACCGUGGUAACCCGGGACUCCACAGUCCACGGGCCGGGGCCAAUCCUGGUGAAGAACAUCCUGCCACGAGGCGCAGCAAUCAAAGAUGGCCGCCUGCAGCCUGGAGACCGCAUCUUGGAGGUGAAUGGAGUUGACAUGACAGGCCGUAGCCAGGAGGAACUCGUGGCCAUGCUGCGCAGCACCAAGCAGGGAGAGAGCGUGUGUGUGGUGGUGGCACGGCAGGAGGACAUCUUCCUGCCGCGGGAGCUGAAAGGUGAGGAAGCCAGCAGUCUGGUGCUGGAGGACGGCAGGGAGCAGCUGAUGUACGAGAUCCCCCUCAACGAAACGGGUUCGGCCGGCCUCGGGGUCAGCCUGAAGGGCAACAAGUCCAGAGAGACAGGAGAAGAUUUGGGCAUCUUCAUCAAGUCCAUCAUCCACGGAGGGGCAGCUUAUAAGGACGGUCGUUUGAACAUUAAUGACCAGCUGAUAGCAGUAAACGGCGAGUCGCUGCUCGGACGUUCCAACCAUGCCGCCAUGGAGACGCUGAGGCGCUCCAUGUCGUCAGAGGGAAACGCCAGGGGCACCAUCCAGCUCGUGGUGCUGAGAGUGCCCAGACAGGUACAGCAGAUGGGAAGUGCCAACCCUGCCGCUUCAAACGUCUCCUCCUCCCAUCAAUCCAACCUCCAACCAGGCUCCAGCAAUCAGGAGCCCAGGGGCCAUGACGCAUACCAGAAGCCUUCAGGACCAUCUAGACCCCCAACCACAGAGCCCGCCUCCAACACUGCCAGUCACAUGCCAAUGACGACCAACAACUACUCGUACAGCAACUCUGGAAGUGCUCCAUAUCCCGCUGCGACUGCCAAUGGCAGCCGCGGUCACUACGGCAACGAGGAUGAGGAGCUGGAGGAAGGCGGCUUCCCCCCGCCACCCUCCCCCGGCGCUGUGGAGGAAAUGAACAGAGACUUGCGACUGACUCCCCCACACCAUAGUGAGCUUCAGGUGCCGUCCCACAUGGCUGCGGCUUUCUACAACAUCAACGACAAGGACAACGUACCACGCAACCGAGCGUCCAAGAGCAUGGACAUGGUGGCUGAUGAGAGCAACAUGGGAUCACUGGUCGAGCAGAGGAAUGAGCCUUCAGCCAGUGGCGCGCUGGGCCCGACCCUGGGCCUCUGGAAGUCCAGCUCCCUGGAGAGCCUCCAGACGGCUGUGUCGGAGGCCAAGCAGAGUCACAUCCAAGCCCAGGUGCCCUUUCAUCGCCCUCGGCCGCACAUGGUCCGGGGGCGGGGAUGCAACCAGAGCUUCCGAAACGCCAUUGACAAGUCCUACGAUGGACCUUCUGAAGAUGACGACGACCUGUCAGAGCAGAGCUCCGGUCACGACACGCCCGCCAGCAGUUCCUCUCGCCAGGGCCUGGACGCAGAGGACGGGAAGAAGAAGAAGAAAACCAAAGCAAAGAAAGAGAAGAAAGUCAAAGGGAAGAAGAAAUCAGAUGAUUCUGUGGAGGAUCUGGACAAGAAGACCAAAAAAAAAGGAUUCGGCCUCUUAAGGUUUGGCAAGAAGAAAGACGACAAGGGCAAGGACGCAGCAAAAUCAUCCAAAAGUAAGCUGGAGGCCCUGAGUGAAGAGGAACUGGACAGGAUCCCUGACAACAGAGAUGGCUACGAUCCGCGUUACGCUGAGAUCCACUCCGGCCACGCCACCCCGGACCCGGCCUCCCUCCCCGACGUGGAGGACGACGACAGCGACCCCAACUACGCCCGCAUCAACAACUUCCGCCAGCCUCCCUCGCCUCAGUCGUUCGUCAGCCGCACGCCCUCCCCCGCGGCGCAGAUAGUGGGUCCUAACCUGCCUCAGGCCUCCGCUGAGGAGCUGGAUGGGCUCUACGCCAAGGUCAACAAGUCCAGACCCCCGCCUGCUCUGCAGAACCAGCACCACGCACAAGCAGACAGUGAUCCACGUUUCCAGGGGUUGCGCAGGGAGUACCAGCAGGCCCGAGCCGCUCCAGUCUACGAGGAGCUAGACGCUGCGCGGCGCCGAGUUCUGGAGAACGACCCAAACCGGAUGGCACCAAGAGGAGCUGAAUACCGACCUGCGCACCGCUACGAAGAGACAGACCGCCAGUACCACACACAGCCCAGGAGGGAUCCGUACGAUUACCCCACCCACUCCAGGCCAGUGCCAAGAGAGUCAGCCCCCUACCCUGGCCGUGUACCGCUCCCCCAGUCGGGCACCCAGUCCCAGCAGAUGUCCACCCAUCCACGCUACUACCCUUCUUCUCCCCAUGCAGGACAGCAGCACCGCACAGCUGUAAGGCAGGACGUCCCCCCUUCCCCCACCGCGGGCCACAGGGGGCGCCACUACUACGAAGCCGUCGGGGGGCGAGCUGACGGCUACCGAGACGCCAGCCCCGGCCGCUUCGCCAGCCCGGAGAGGUACCCCGCUGCCAGGGAGCGCUAUACCAGCCCUGAGCGGUACAACUACAGAGACGAAAGACAGCCAGACCCAAGACGGAAGAACCCAGCGAUAGGUGCGGUAUGAAAGGUAGUCCCCCCAUCCAACCUCUAGAAAGAGGUGAACCUAGCUGCCAGCGUGGAUAAGUGUGAGUUCACCAUCAUAAUUUAUUUGAUCAGGACCCUGAAGGUAAGAAGUGACAAGCUGAGAGGCUAAAAUAGGGCUUAUUUUCAGAACCAUCUGGUCAUAGCUGUCGUCACAGGCCAAGGCAGAUUUAACAAGCAUUAAGAACUCAUACUUGGGUGUACAUAUAUAAUACACAUGUUUGCAACUGCUUGUAUAUAUUUGCAAAUGUGUCGAUAUACACGCUUACAGAUUAUACUAAGUGGAUCUUAUUUUGACAUAUCAUGUAGAAAUUGAAUUAAAUUAAGGGAAAUUAAAUUAAUUAUAUAAAUAUAUAGAUUAAACUUAGUGCCAUAUGUUGUAUAGAAUCAACUCUACUCCAGCAAACAGAGCAUGAAGGCAGUGCUGACUAGCAUUUUGCACAAGCUGAUCAAACUGAAGGAAAUAAAGAGGGAUCACCUUGACCGGCCAGACUGUGAUAACAGAUGAGACACGGGAAGCUGAAGUCGACAAACAGGAAAAGGAAGCAACACUUUUUGUCCUUGAUGUUUUGUCGCUUGAACUUCCUUUACAUCCUGCUAUCACACUUUGGGGGGGUUUUGUAUUUUUGCCUUUGAUUAUUUGGAUGUGGAUUUACUGUAUAUUUUAUAGCCAUAUGAAUUUAUUGCAAUAUAUGGUAUCUGUGCUAUUUUUGUGAUGCUUCAAAUAAAAUGUAUCCAUCUUGAUCCGCACACACUCUAAAAUCUUCAAACACCGUGCAGCUAAUUUAGAGUUUAAUAAUAUUAUCCUUUAAUAUAUCAUUGCUAAAAGUCACUGCACUGAAAUUCAUUAAAUGUGUCAAUGGUGGUUUGAGUUAAACAUGCUGUCAAAUACGUGCAUGAAUUUUUUUUUUUACACAAAUAUUUUGCAUUAAAUGUUUUGAAAUUCUCA